AUGUCCCUUCCUACCGCUUACCGGGCGAUGCACCGGAAUACUUGGAGCAUCGCUAAACUCAUGGGACUUCUUGUCCUUACGGGCACCGGGAGACAGUUCAUCGUGGGAGGCGUCGCCAACAGGGUGCAGACAGUGAACUACACUUGGCGCGGUGCCGCCUCCGUCAGGAUCAGCAGUUGGCGUGUCAGCCGCGUCGGCGCCGCGCAGGGGGCGUCCGUUGUCCGCACGGGCGGCGGCGUUGGAACCAACAACCUGUCGCUGCGCAUGACCACCGCGCGCGGCAGGGGGCUCAACUACCUCGCGAAAACGGUGGCGUUUUUCACAGGAAUUAGUUCAUACAGUGAACUACACUUGGUGCGGUGUCGCCUCCAUCAGGAUCAACAGUUGCCGUGUCAGCCGCGUCGGCGCCACUUAAGUGGCGUCCGUUGUCCCAACGCCGCCGGCGUUGGGACCAACCACCUGUCGCUGCGCAUGACCACCAAGCGAGGCAACUACCUUGUUGAGAUAUGGGGCGAUAAUGUUGAACCUCAUUAG
Chilo suppressalis (striped riceborer) is the source of this 534-nucleotide messenger RNA. Lineage: Eukaryota; Metazoa; Arthropoda; Insecta; Lepidoptera; Crambidae. The record is from the annotation of a GenBank genome assembly.